AAGCAAAUGACCCUACAAACUACGCUUCAACACUGGUGUUUGAUGGACUUUACUAUCUGAAUCAUCACCCAGACGUGGUCAGUUUAGGUAUCCACACUCUCGAGCAGGCCAAGAACCAUUGGCUCACUAAGGGAAUCGACGAGGGGCGGCAGGCUAUAGGAAGUUUUCAUGUAAAACAGUACCUGAGACGAUACCAUGAUCUAGCCAACGCUUUUGGAACAAAUUAUCGUCAAGCAAUUCAGCAUUACAUUCACCAUAGCAGCACUGAACACCGCGUCGGUUACUUGGAAGGGGGGUUUGGGGGAACUUGGACCAUUUCUGCUCAUGGGAUUUACAUCGGUGCCUCUGCUAGAAUGGGCGGAGCUAUAGAUAGUUUAACGUGGAACAACCGAGAGCUGGUGAAUUCAUACGAUCAUGGUCGAGAAUUACAGAUGGCCUGUAACAGCAAUACGUAUGCUGAAUGUUACAAUCCAACGGAAGCGGGGGGCAGAGAUGAUUCCGACCAUACCAAAACAUACAUCCAAUGGAUUAGAGCGCAUGGAAACAUACUAGAAUCGGAGGUCCAUCCAGCCUUUUGGUUGCGUCCUGGAGCCCACGAAACCCGGGACACGACAAUAAAUGGCUGCACACGAGGUUCAGCGGCUUUGAACCAUCAAAUGACAUACAAGUAUCCCUUCCAUAAAAAGGUUACCAUUGGUACCCAUGGGAUCGACAACUGCAUUGAAUACGUGUCAAAUUUCACUAUCGGAGGAGACUGGCCCGCUGAUUUAAAGUUCAUUCAGAUGGAAGCCCCAGCAGGGUAUAUGGCUGGAGAUUUCAAUCAGAUUUACUAUUUUAAUCCCAAAACUGUUUCCAUGGAAAUACACAAAACGGACAAUCACCCGGUAGUUUUAUCGACACACGACAACCUGAACGCUGUGGGGGUUUACACACCACCUGGCCAAGACAGUGAUAUCCCGGUUAAAUAUGGUGCCCAUGUCUUUCGCCUUGGAACCUUCGACAAUGACACAGGAAAAUGGAAUGUCGUGUAUAGAAAAUAUCGUACCCAUGGUAACCAACCGGUCCAGUAUGUGUACAAGACAUAUAUUUGUGUUGGGUCAUUGGGAAUCGUUUCGAACUGUCUACAUAAAAUCAUGCAAAUGAUAUAGCUAAAUUAUAUUACAUCAAUUGUUCAAUGUCAUAUGACUAAUUUGACAAAUUUUGUUUGUUGAAAACAUCAACUUGAAGGUUUCUUCAGCGUCAAUUCUUAUGCAAUGGCAAUUUGAACUUAUUAAAUCAAUGAAAGACAAAUAAUUGUGUAUAAAUAUCAAUAAUUUAAUAAUCAACAGAUAACAAAGGCAUAAUGGCAUAAUAAAUAGA
This is a messenger RNA of Saccostrea echinata, 1359 nucleotides long. RefSeq lists its product as uncharacterized. Bases 354 to 1148 code for a protein of 264 amino acids. NCBI's taxonomy places the organism in Eukaryota, Metazoa, Mollusca, Bivalvia, Ostreida, Ostreidae. The record is from RefSeq and is a predicted model, not a curated record. The transcript is spliced from 4 exons.